GAGGCUGCAGAUCUCCGAUCUGAUUGGCUUCAAGCUUAGCGGGGAGGCGGGACGAAUUCUUGUUUCCAAGAGGGGAGGUGGCCGAGGAGGUCCGCGUUCCAACCGGGAGCGCGGGAGUGAGGUACUGAGCCCAGUCUGCCAGGUCCCCGAGAUCCGGCCCCGGAGCCUCUGGUCUCGGACUCUUGAAUGCUCACGGUCGAAGUCCGGGUCCAGUGGUGGGGCCAGCAAGAUGGAGGAAGGCGGGGACCCAGGAAGCCUGACUAAGGUGGUCCAUCUACUGGUCUUGUCAGGGGCCUGGGGCAUGCAAGUGUGGGUGACUUUCAUCUCAGGCUUCCUGCUUUUCCGAGGCCUUCCCCGACAUACCUUUGGCCUCGUGCAGAGCAAACUCUUCCCUUUCUACUUCCACAUCUCCAUGAGCUGUGCCUUCGUCAACCUUUGCAUCUUGGCAUCACAGCACACCUGGGCUCAGCUCACAUUCUGGGAGACCAGCCAGCUCUGCCUGCUACUCCUGAGUCUCACACUGGCCACCAUCAACGCCCGCUGGCUGGAACCCCACACCACGGCCGCCAUGUGGUCCCUGCAGAAAGUGGAGAAGGAGCGGGGCCUGGGCGGGGAGGUGGCUGGCAGCCACCAGGGCUCUGAUCCCUACCGCCAGCUGCGGGAGCAGGACCCCAUGUACAGUGCCCUCCGCCAGAUCUUUUUCCGCUACCAUGGCCUGUCCUCCAUCUGCAAUCUGGGCUGCCUCCUUUGCAAUGGGCUCCACCUCGCAGGCCUCGCCCUGAGCCUCAGGAGCCUCUAGUACCCACUGACUCUUUGUCUCUGCUGGGGCCCCAAAUGUCAAUAAAUCCUUCUUUGGAAAUGA
This is a messenger RNA of Camelus dromedarius (Arabian camel), 862 nucleotides long. RefSeq names its product transmembrane protein 205 (gene TMEM205). The transcript has 4 exons. The record is from RefSeq and is a predicted model, not a curated record. Lineage: Eukaryota; Metazoa; Chordata; Mammalia; Artiodactyla; Camelidae. The coding region runs from base 230 to 799 and encodes 189 amino acids.